Emericellopsis atlantica is the source of this 5871-nucleotide messenger RNA. RefSeq lists its product as uncharacterized. The transcript has 2 exons. Gene Ontology annotation, molecular function: proteasome binding; peptidase activator activity. NCBI's taxonomy places the organism in Eukaryota, Fungi, Ascomycota, Sordariomycetes, Hypocreales, Bionectriaceae. Gene Ontology annotation, cellular component: nucleus; cytosol. Gene Ontology annotation, biological process: proteasomal ubiquitin-independent protein catabolic process. The record is from RefSeq and is a predicted model, not a curated record. Bases 1 to 5871 code for a protein of 1956 amino acids.
AUGGACGAGCACGACGGCCCCCGAGGCGAAUACGCCGACAUGAGGGCUCCUGCGUCUGCCGUGGCCCAUCUUGUCAACGACUUCUCAACAUGGGAGCCUGUCUCACGUGCCACAUCGCCAGGUGCAGCUGCGUCCUGCGCCAACGGGCGUUCUAGUCCCACAGACGAAGAUCCGAAGCGAUACCGCCCCCGCACGUUUGCCUACUUCAAGCAGCUGCCAUUCGACGUCGAAGCCGAGAGCGAGCGCGACGCAGCACUGGAAGAGAUCCUAAAGCAACUGUACAUCGCCGUCAAAGCGGAAGACUAUAGCCCGGGAGCUGUACAUUGGACCAGAGAGCUGCAGGCAUGGAUCAACCUCAAGUUCGAGAUGACAAGGGAACAGAGAGUCACCUUGACGAAGCUAUACUACUCUCUAACUCUCACCCCGGGCGUGGCAACGGCAACUUCCGACCGGUUCGCCCGUAUGGUGUCUUCGUUAACGCGCAAAACCCACUAUCUCAAGCCCGUGGAGGAUCUCAUUCUCGACUGGCGACCGCUGUGGGAAGAAGUCAAGCCCACCCUAUUCCAGUCAGAGGCGGGAACUCAACAGGCUGCACUACGCAAAACGGGCAAGACACUCAUGAAGCUUUGUUAUCAAGCAUGCACGUACUUCGAUCCUCAAGAACGCAGGGCUAUGCUGGACGAGUUUCUACCGUUUUUCAGCACUAACGAGCUGUCCAACGCCUACAUUGUCUUUUCGUUACUCAUGACUCUGCUACCGAGCUCUCCAGCACCAGAAGAGAACAGGGAAUGUCAACCAGCCGAGAUCUUCCCCACCAUCUUCCACCUAUGGUCGCUUGUGAAUCGAUCCAAGUCUUUUGAUGCCAUGUCAAUCGACCUGUUCUCGCGCUUCGCGCGUGAUCAUCUCCAUUGCGAGCACGUACCCUUUGGCCGCCAUGGUAUAUUCACAAAGGAGCAAUCCGAUGUUCUUUUCUCCGCCGUCUUGCGGUUGACAGGGAUUCCUGUUGGGCAAGCCGGCUCGCCAUACUCCACAUUGGACUACCUGGCUGGUGCAGCCAUGUACCUAGAGAAGGACCGCAAAAAGUAUCCCAUAGCGCACUCCAUGGCCAGACUCAUUGUCAUGUCACUGUCUCCUCAAUGCCUGGAUGGCGAGGACUCUGCCAUGGCCAGCUUGGAGGGUCUUCUGGACAGUAUCGAGACGUUCUUCCAUCCAUCGAAUCAGGGUGGCUGGACCACAUUCCUCGGUCAGCUUACGCUAUAUCUCUCUCAAAGUUUCCUGUCCAGAUGGAACAGCGAGCAGAAUGGGGAAUCAAGCACCCCAGACGACCGCAGAAUCAAUGAACCUCUGAAGAAGCGUUUUGUGACUUCUCUGAAGGAGGUGACUUUCAUGGGCCUGUUCUCCAAGAGUUCCAAAGUCGCUGUAUACUACUACGACACGUUGCAAAACCUUGCCUUUUUGGAGCCGGACAUUAUUCUUCCUGGAGCUCUGCAGCGUUUCUACCCUAGUCUGCAAGGCCUCGUUGAGGUCCACCGCACGACCUCGAGUCUGAACGGGCUCCAGAUGAUCGCCAAUGUCAUGUCAAGAACCAAAGGCUACCGAUGCCACCUCACUGCGUUGAUGGCUCUAGCCUUACCCGGUAUUGAUGCCAACGAUCUUCACAAGACCCAGAUCACCCUGGCGUUUCUCCAGAGCGUGGCUUACAGUAUACCAAUGUCGUCUCUGACGAGGCCUGACGAUCAUAUUCAUGGUACAGACCUGGCGAUGCAAUGGGUUCAGGGCGAGAUGGAGCGUUUUGAGCGCGAAGGCCAGAAUGUGCAGGUCGAUUAUGAAACCGAGCUGAGUGACGAGGAUGAAGCAAAUAUCCUGCGGUCCUCCACAGCUGGAUUUGGAGAGUUCCUUGUGACUCUGCUUGGAAAAGUGUUUACGCUGUUGGAAAACCUCCCUGACGCGAAUCAGAGCCGAGGUGGAACCCCUGAGGACAGCGUCAUCAACGCACUACCCGCAGCGCUGUCGCCCAUCUUCUCCUCUUUGUCACCAGAGUUGUUCGACCUCACCCUCGAGAAGCUGGCGGCAUUCGUAUCCAGCCAUGUCAUCCAUCAAGCACGAGAUGCGAUGGCCUGGACAGUGAACGUCCUUUGCAAGGUCAACCCCGAGAAGUGCCUCAAGGUAUUCAUUCCCAUGUUGAUAGUGAAUAUUCGCAACGAGAUCGACCAGAACCACGCAGCCUCGGACCGCACCACGGGAACAGACUAUCUCCCCCGCGAUCGCGCUCUUGUGUGGCACGUCAGCAUGCUUGGCAUGGUCGUUGUUCAUGUCGGCCGCGAGGUUUUGACGUACAAGAACGACUUGAUUGAGAUUGCAAAGUACAUGCAGGCGAACUGCCGAGGCCUGCCCACCAUGGUCGUCUGGAAUUUCAUUCACCACUUGCUUCUGAACCUUACGACCGUCUACUCCAUCGACCAUGCACUCUACGAGCCCGAGGACGUUGCCCGAGGUUUGGACAUUGGUGACUGGGGCCGCACCACUUCACCUGCUGAUCUCACGAUCAAGUGGCACCAGCCCUCGCCUCCUGAGAUCGAGCUUGCCGUGGAGCUGUUUGAAUCGCAAACGCGUGCCGCGACGGAACAAAUGAAUCUUCUGAUGAGCGAUAACCCGCCUGUGAGCCGUACGGGGAGGAACAAGGAGUGGUCCGAUGAGGUUUCACGGAUCAUGCAACAGAUCAGGCUGAACAUCUCAGGCAUGGCUGCCUUAUUCGAUCCCCGCCGGGCUGCGACAGAUUCCGAGGACAUUGAGAUGAACCAAGCCACCGACGACGUGGAUACAGUUGACGACGACCCGUUGGCCGAAGUCGCCGAAGACGAGGAACUCCGGCCGCAGUUUUACUACAAGGCUGGGUACGCUCUGAAGCCCAACGACGAGGUAUACAAGAAGAUACAUGGUCUCCGAGAAGACAUUGGCAACCUGCUGUCUCAGACGCACGCUUUCCUGUGUCAGCACCAGGAAGACGACGUAGCCAGCUUCACCUCGCUCUACAGCGCCUACCGGAACUGGAUUACGGACGUUGGGAUUGAGAGGUCUGCCCGCCCUCUCGACAGACAUUGGCGCAUCUACAAGGCCGACAUCUCUCCUUUCAGAAUCAAGGGCCUACGGAAGGCAUACCCACGCCCGCUUCUUAUAAAGCGUGCUGAGGCUUAUCAGCUGAUGCGCAUGAAGCACAACGCCACAACGAGGCACAAGAGCGAGCUGGACAAGCGCCUGUUGCUCGAUCUAGCGGAGUCCAGCUUGUCACUGUAUGCGGAUGUGCGAAGGACAGCCCAAGGUGCGCAAGACGCCUCGUUGAGGGUGUUGAUCGGCGGCAGGCCAAUUGUGAUUCCUGUGCUUAUCGAGGCCUUCCGCAAGGCUCUGCGAGACGUCGACCAUGAUCGGAUCAAAGGCGCCAUGUACACCCUUCUGCACACAUCUCUGCUGCGAACUGUUGUCAAAGACUGGAGGUUCGCACCCGAUGUCAUGCGCCUCUUCAUUGAAUCGGCCAGCAUCGACAAGGAGUCUAUUCAAAAGCUGGGCUCUGGCUCCGUUUACAACCUCAUCUCGUUCGGCCGACCAUUUGAGCGGCUCAUCGUUCUCGAUGAAGCAGUUCUCGACACCAUCAAGCCCACUGAGGAUGUUGCCAGCAUCAUCAGCAGGCGCCACAACUUCAUCAUGCAGCGACGCGCGCAGGUUGAGGAUGCCAAGGCCGAUCUAGGCUUAGAGCUUACGCGAAAGGCCAAGAGUGCCCAUUGGAAGAUCGCUGGUCGAUGUGCACUUUUCGCAACGAACCUCUGCUGUCGCUUCAACACUAUUGCACCGAGUGAAUUCGUGGAUCUGGUCGCCGAGGGCACAAAUGACACCCACCCUACUCUUCGGAGUCAUCACCUCCAGGCAUUCACAUCGGUGUUUACGAUUAUUGACAUGCGCGCGGCUUAUGGGCACGACUACCGCAACUAUCUGCUGGGGAAAGAAGUGAACGAACAGCAGAUGCUCAAGGUCAAGGUCGAGAAGGGCGAUGAGGCUUUCACCCAACGCUACCUGGAAGCGUUCAGCCACCCCGAAGGUGCUGAAUACAUGGUCGACUGUGACUAUCCGGGCUGGCUUGUGUGGGGGGACGAAUUCACUGCUGCCAAGGCGAAACCUGCACCCUUUGAAUGCUACGACGACACGGAAAACGCGGUUCGAGAUCAAAUCGGCAAGAUCCUCAACAAACAGUGGUUCUCCAAGUUCUUUGCGUAUUUGAAACAAGAGCCCAAAGACUCUACAUAUGACCGCUACCGACUCAGCAAUGUGUGGCUCCUGACGCACUGCUUCGACCUGGCCAACUAUGGCAAGACAGCCGCCACGGUGGAGGAGAUUCAGGAGUUGACCAAGGAGCUGUAUGGAGACGGCUCCGACAAGCACGAGCACCGCGCUGCCUCGGAGAUCUUGGGUGCCAUGCUCACUGGCUCUUGCGAUGAUCCUCCCGAGAUGCGCAACCGCGUGUGGAACUUUGCCGCGCCUAUGCUCCUGAAGAUCAUUUCUGAGCAGUUGACGCCCGAGAAUGUCACGUACUGGCUGACCAGUCUGCACGUGCUCCUCGAGAGUAGGGACCCGCGUCGAUGCCACGAGAUCUUUGAUGCUCUGAAGAGCUUCCGACUGGACAUGACGAGCAAUGCUGCCUUCAAGGAGUCGGCCAAGAUCCAGCUGCUCGAGUUCGCCACCAACGAUGGAGGGUGGCGCUUGCAGGGGAUGGAGCCCAAUCUCCAGGACUUCCUCGCCCAUCUGGAUCACCCAUACAAGGCCGUGCGAGAAGCCAUGGGCCGAGUCAUUGCUACGAUCUACAAGACCCGGUACCACGAAUCAUUCCCCAACGUGACAGAAUUGGUGCGAAAGAACAGGGAGUCGUCGUCCAUUGGUCUCCGGCCGUACAAGCCAACGCAGAAAUUUACCGAGACCAUUACCGGCGUGUUCCAGCAGCUUGAGCAGUGGCGCCACGAGCGAGCGCCCGGACAGCAAACUCCGUCGUCCUACACUUCAGCUUCCAAAACAGUGCUUAUGUGGCUUGACUGUACGCUGCAGUCGCAAGAGUGCAUUCAGCUCGCAGAGUUCUUCCCGGAGCCCUUUAUGGAGCAGCUGUUGCACAUGAUGGAUGUGAAGGAGGAUCCUGAGCUUAUGCGCACGGCAUACCACGUUUACCGCCAUCUACCCAACAUCCCCCUGCGCGACGGCGAAGACGUCAAGUUCAUUGAUGCCAUGGUGCGCAUAGGUAGGACAGCUUCUAGCUGGCACCAGCGCCUACGUGUUCUUGUCAACAUGCAAGUGAUCUACUUCCGGCGCAUCUUCUUGACCCAUCGGGACCAGCGUGACAAGUUGUUCACCGCCGUGUCUGACAUGCUCAGUGACUCGCAGAUUGAGGUGCGCACUAGUGCCGCCAGCACCCUCGCAGGCAUGAUCCGCUGUUCGCCGCGUGUCAUCCGGGACGCCAAGAUUACGGAACUCAAGGACCGGUUCGAGGAAGAGCUACGGCGCAACCCUAUGCCCAAGCGCCGUGCGCCGGGUACAGAGACGCCCGUGAACCACAACCAGCAGGUCACGCGGCGACACGCUGCUGUGUUGGGUCUGGGUGCGUUGAUAGAGGCGUUCCCGUACGCAACGCCUCCGCCAGAGUGGAUGCCAGAAGUACUGGCGCUGCUCGCUCGUCGCGCGGCCGGCGACCCUGGCACUGUUGGUAAAGCAACAAAGACCAUUCUAAGCGAGUUCAAAAAGACGAGGCAGGAUAGCUGGACGGUCGACCAGAAGUACUUUACAUCGGAGCAACUGGAGGAUCUGGAGGGUGUCCUGUGGAAGAGCUACUUUGCGUAG